CAGAAACUACAACUACUACACCACCACCAGAAACUACAACUACACCUCCACCAGAAACUACAACUACUACACCACCACCAGAAACUACAACUACACCACCACCAUCAGAAAAUACAACUACUACACCAAUACAAACUUUGACAGAUCCCUGUCGGACUCUGAACUGCACUCAGGAUGAAGUCUGUAAGGCGAUAAAUGGAGCUUACGGCUGUGCCUGUAGGAACACUUCAAGACGCAACCCAAAAACUUGUGAUGCAAUUAAAACAUGUUCAGGCAGCACUGGGUCACUGUCUCUGUCUCGCUGUCAGCUCUUUCAAGCCGGAUAUUCUGUAGACAUUCUCCACCUUAACAACGCAAGCUGCAAAGGGACGGUCCAAAAUAACAGGCUGGUGUUCAAAUUUGACAGUAACUUCAACAUGUGUGGCACAACAAUGGAGAAUAACGGCACACACAUCAAGUUCAAGAACAGUGUUGGGACGACCAACGGGAUAGGGGUCAUCACUCGCUCUGGUGGGCUCAACAUUAACUUUUCAUGUGUGUAUCCACUCAUCCAGAGCAUCUCCAUGCCCAUGCCCAUCCAAGCCACAAAAAGUGUAAUCAGGAAAGAUCUAUAUACCGAGGGCUCGUACCAGAUCAGCAUGAUCCCAUACACUGAUGCUACAUUCCUCGUUCCAUUCUCCGGAAAUGUGAUCCUAGAAGUGAACCAUCAGAUGUAUAUAGCUGUGCAAGUGAAUCCGCUUGACAGCAAUCAGGUCGCUCUUGUGCUGGACAGCUGCUGGGCCACGCCGGUCAACCAGACUGACUAUUCCAUCCGCUGGAAUCUGAUCAUUAACGGGUGUCCGAACCCCGAUGAUGGCACAGUGGCGGUGAUGAAGAACGGCAUCUCAACAUCCAGCUAUUUCUCAUUUAGGAUGUUCACAUUCAGCGGCUUCUCCAACAAAAUCUACCUGCACUGCAAGACCCAUCUCUGUCUACAGGGAUCAGGAAACUGCGCAAAUCCAUGCACUGGAACACCUAGAAGAAGACACAGAUCUGUAGAUUUCUUUGACUCAGCUGCUAUUUCAAUGGAAUUCUGAUUUGUUUUGAGCUUUCAGCACAAUCAUUAUCUUUAUUCUGUAUGUUUAUUCAAUCAUUAGGUAUUGCUUUGAUAGUAAAUUAUAUUAAAAUGAACUUGUCUGUAACCUUCUGUAAGUAAUUAUGCUCAUCUGUACUGACUUCAUGAACAAUAAUAAAGCUUUCAAGC
Messenger RNA from Silurus meridionalis, 1243 nucleotides. RefSeq names its product pancreatic secretory granule membrane major glycoprotein GP2-like. The transcript is spliced from 7 exons. Gene Ontology annotation, biological process: neutrophil migration. Gene Ontology annotation, cellular component: apical plasma membrane; cell surface. The record is from RefSeq and is a predicted model, not a curated record. The coding region runs from base 417 to 1076 and encodes 219 amino acids. NCBI's taxonomy places the organism in Eukaryota, Metazoa, Chordata, Actinopteri, Siluriformes, Siluridae.